Messenger RNA from Neogale vison (American mink), 1567 nucleotides. RefSeq names its product chloride intracellular channel 2 (gene CLIC2). The record is from RefSeq and is a predicted model, not a curated record. The coding region runs from base 445 to 1164 and encodes 239 amino acids. The transcript is spliced from 6 exons. NCBI's taxonomy places the organism in Eukaryota, Metazoa, Chordata, Mammalia, Carnivora, Mustelidae.
AUGAAGCCCAGGACUCAAAGGGAGGCUCUAGAGAACAUCUGGUCUGCUUGAUAUAUAGAAGCCAGCACUGCAUGUGUGUAUUUGUGUGUAUGUGUUUUUCCUAUGCUGACUCAUGGCAUUGAAGUCUUUCUGGAAACACCCCCACCUUUGUAGCCAGCCAGUUUACACACAGCCCUUCAGCUCCUCCUUGAUUCGAAUGUUAAGUCAAGAGGAAGAAGGAAAACAAAUCCAAGAACUGCUCUCAACAAUCUAGAAUUCUCUGCACCCCACCUCUUGAGAAGAAAGACUGGCCCCAGCUCUGACUCAGUCUACUCCAAGCUGGACUCUCCUCUUAAAGCAAAAGCUUUACCCGAGCCUUCAGACAAAACUGGAAGAAAAUAGUGCACAAGUACUGUGAACUCUGCAAGAAACAGGGUACUGACCACUGGUGGUCAAAACGGAAAGAUGGCAGAUCCUGAAAUUGAGCUUUUUGUGAAGGCUGGAAGUGAUGGGGAGAGUAUUGGAAACUGUCCCUUUUGCCAACGCCUUUUUAUGAUCCUCUGGCUUAAAGGAGUUAAAUUCAAUGUGACUACUGUUGACAUGACCAGAAAGCCUGAAGAGCUGAAGGACUUAGCCCCAGGUACCAAUCCUCCCUUUCUGGUGUAUAACAAGGAGUUGAAAACAGACUUCAUUAAAAUUGAGGAGUUUCUAGAGCAGACACUGGCUCCUCCAAGGUAUCCGCACCUGAGUCCCAAGAACAAGGAGUCCUUUGAUGUGGGCUGUAACCUCUUUGCCAAGUUUUCUGCAUACAUUAAGAAUACUCAAAAAGAAGCAAAUAAGCAUUUUGAAAAAUCUCUGCUCAGAGAAUUUAAACGUCUGGAUGACUACUUAAACACUCCGCUUCUGGAUGAAAUUGAUCCAGACAGUCCUGAGGAACUCACAGUUUCCAGAAGAUUGUUCUUGGACGGGGAUCAGCUGACACUGGCUGACUGCAGCUUGUUACCCAAACUGAACAUUAUUAAAGUUGCAGCCAAGAAAUACCGUGACUUUGACAUUCCAGCAGAAUUCUCAGGAGUCUGGCGCUAUCUUCACAAUGCCUAUGCCCGUGAAGAAUUUAUCCACACAUGUCCUGAAGACAAAGAAAUUGAAAAUACCUAUGCAAGUGUGGCUAAACAGAAGAGUUAGGACAGCUCUUUUAGUAGAAAGGCUCUCUUUUCACUUAUCAUAUUAUAAAGGUUUUUGAAAAUAAUAAUAUGGAAAAUACUGUUUCCUCUACUCAACUCUCAUGAAAAGAAUGCUGUAUUUUCUGUAUCUAGUCAGUCCAAACUAUCUUCUCACUGUGUAUUUUAAAGUUCCUUAUAUAUUCACUUAAUUUUCUUUAUUCCCAUGGCAUAACUACUGCAAUCUUAAAUCACAUGGAAAGUAUCAUGAUCUUUUGCUAUUUAAUUGAAUUAUUAGAGUGCAUCAUGUUGAGCUCAACAGAUGGCUGAAGUUACACAUGACAUAAAUAGAGCCACAUUCUUAAACUGCUCCUUAGAAACACUUCUGUUUAAAUCAUUAAAACAAUUUUACAUUUUUGUUAGUUUAA